This is a messenger RNA of Armigeres subalbatus, 855 nucleotides long. RefSeq names its product E3 SUMO-protein ligase ZBED1-like. The transcript has 2 exons. Gene Ontology annotation, molecular function: protein dimerization activity. The coding region runs from base 1 to 855 and encodes 284 amino acids. The record is from RefSeq and is a predicted model, not a curated record. Lineage: Eukaryota; Metazoa; Arthropoda; Insecta; Diptera; Culicidae.
AUGUUUCAACGGUUUCUCGAGCUUUACGAUUAUGUACAAAUCAUAAUGUUGGAUCAGGAUCGCGCAUCUGAAAUGGUUAAGCAAGAUAGUAAAAGGAAUUUGGAGGAGGUUGUGAGGCUGCUACAACCACUUAAUGAGGUGACAGAGGAUUUGAGCGGAGAAAGUUAUGCAACAGUAAGUCGAGUGUUGCCCAUUAUAAAUUGUCUUACCAAUUGCCUCACUUCCAUCAAACCACUAUCGUCGAUUGGGAAAAAUCUCCAAGGAUCCUUGUUGUGCGAAAUCCAGUCUCGAUUUGAUAGUUACCGAGUCUCACCAAUCUACGGACCAAGUAUGUUUUUGGACCCUCGAUUCAAAGAUGUACAUUUCAAGACCACCGAUGAACGUAACGCUGCUCAGAAGAAAAUAAUCGACUUGGUUCUACCACCAGCUGACGGAUCUUGUUCUGAUGAUGACGAAGAAUUUUUCGGAGAGGAUCAGCCACCGAAGAAGGUUGCCAAUACAAGUGUAUGGGGUUACCAUGAGGGAAUGGUUCAGCAUCAUAACACCCGAAGGAUAACCAUACGGAAAUCUGAUACAGUGCAGAAGGAAAUCGACAUGUACAUGAAAUGCCCCGUUGAAUCCAUGGAUUGCGAUAUUUUUCGAUAUUGGGAUGAGAAAAAAAACUUAUUUCCAUUCUUAUACCAAGCCGCUCUGAAACUUUUACCACGAAUCGCAACGUCUGUUCCAUCCGAACGUUUGUUUUCAAAAACAGGGCGCAUCCUGAACGAAACACGUACCAGCCUUGAUCCUGAAAGGGUGAAUAGGAUCAUUUUUUUGCACAAUGUCGAUAGUACGACUUUUAAAAACGCAAAGUAA